AUGUCUCUCAAUAACGCAGUGUCCGUUCCAAGUGUACAGGCUGCAAAAGCUAUUGCAGAUUUUCUGCCAUAUUUCGAUGGUGAUAACCAACAACUAGAAUCAUUCAUCUUUAGAUGCGUAAAAUUUUAUAAUACUUAUGAUAGAUCAAACGAUGCCAGUUUGAACGAUUUCGUCUUUAAUAAGCUAGGAGAAGCAAGAAGACGUAGAGAAGAAGAAGCAGUUCCGGAUUCGCAAACUUUGUAUCCCCCGUUUGCUCAUCUUCGGCAGGUAGGAGUUAUAUAG
Messenger RNA from Acanthoscelides obtectus, 282 nucleotides. The record is from the annotation of a GenBank genome assembly. Lineage: Eukaryota; Metazoa; Arthropoda; Insecta; Coleoptera; Chrysomelidae.